AUGGAGCAAAAAUUUUCCAAUAACACAUUCAGUUUCAACCUUCAAAUUGCCAGAUUUGAUGUCCCUCCUCAAGCCAUUUAUCCUGUUUUUAUCACUGGAGCUCUGAUCUAUUUGUUUGCAGUGUUCUGUAAUGUAAUAAUUUUAGCAUUGAUUGUUACCCAGCAAAGCCUUCAUAGACCAAUGUUUUACAUUUUGUUCAGCCUUCCUUUGGCAGAUUUAAUGGCAAUUACAUGUGCCUUGCCCAGAGUGCUACUGGAUAUUGUAACCCAGACAAAUAUGGUCUAUUAUCCAACAUGUGUCCUGCAGGGGUUUUUGCUUCAUUUAUAUGGAGGUAGUGUACUUUUUAUCCUGGCAGCCAUGUCAUUUGAUCGCUACAUCGCAAUAUGCAAGCCACUGAGGUAUAACUCUAUCAUGAGUCCAUACACAGUUGGUGGUGUGAUAGCUCUGGCUUGGGGCCUUGACAUUUCCAUGAUUGUUGUGUUGUUUGCUCUUCAGGCAAGAUUUCCAAAAUGUAAAACAGUCAUUUUUAAUGUGUAUUGUGGCAAUAAUACACUGUUAAAGCUUUCAUGUGGUGGUGACUUUACUGUGAACAAUGUUUAUGGAUUAACUAUAACUGGAGUUAUGCAGGGCAUUAGUGUGACUAUUCAAUUAUUCUCCUAUGCACAAAUUCUUAAAGCCUGUCUUUCCCACACACAAACUAAUGUUAGAAGUAAGGCUGUAAACACGUGUUUAGCACAGAUAAUUACCUUUGUUCUGUAUGAAAUAGUUUCUACCUUUACCAUAGUUUCAUAUCGUUUUCAGAAUAUACCACCCAAUGCACAAAAAAUAUGCGGCAUGCUGAUUUUCACCAUUCUUCCAAUUAUUAAUCCAAUUAUAUAUGGAAUGAAAACAAGAGACAUCAGAAAUUCAUUUGUCAUAGUGCUGAAAAAACGAAAGGUGGCAUUUACAUAA
Messenger RNA from Neoarius graeffei (lesser salmon catfish), 951 nucleotides. Its product is annotated as olfactory receptor 52B2-like. Gene Ontology annotation, cellular component: membrane. Gene Ontology annotation, biological process: G protein-coupled receptor signaling pathway. Gene Ontology annotation, molecular function: G protein-coupled receptor activity; olfactory receptor activity. The coding region runs from base 1 to 951 and encodes 316 amino acids. Lineage: Eukaryota; Metazoa; Chordata; Actinopteri; Siluriformes; Ariidae. The record is from RefSeq and is a predicted model, not a curated record. The transcript has a single exon.